Cuscuta campestris is the source of this 5008-nucleotide messenger RNA. NCBI's taxonomy places the organism in Eukaryota, Viridiplantae, Streptophyta, Magnoliopsida, Solanales, Convolvulaceae. The record is from the annotation of a GenBank genome assembly.
GACACAAACCUCCGUAAAUGCGACGGCAAAGCCUCCGAGGGAUCCUCCGAUUAUGCGAAUCUUAGGGUUUUGAAUCGCUACAUAACGCUUCAGAGAGGGAGGAUCAAAGACAAAAAAGAGAGAAAAAGAAGGGUUUUUUCAGGUAGAAAGAUAAGAAAGCGAUCGAAUUUUCAAUGAACUGUCUAACUGUGCGCAAUGGGCAAGGAAGAAUGAGACGCACAAAUAGAGAAAUGGAAUUACUUUGGUUUGGAACGAACCCUUGUGGUGACCUGACCUAAACCUGUUUGGGAUACUCUCUUCUCUUCUGAGUUCGGACUUCAACAAGUUGGUAGUCGGGGAGAACACAGCGACUUAGGGAGCGAUGGCCGGGGAAGAGAAGCGGCACCAGAUGAUGCAGAAUCUCUUCGGAGAACAGUCCGAAGAAGAAGACGAGGAAGAGGAGGAGGAGGAGGAUGAUGAGGUCGAACCUGAGCAUGACUCGAACACGCAAUCUGGACACGUUUCGGCCGACUGGGAGAUUGAUGGGGAUUAUGUUCACCGUAUUGGAGCUGCUUGUGCAAAGUGGAGGCUAGCCUCAGGCGUCCUUUGCGACAAGAAGAUAAUGUCUAACUUGAAAGGGAAGUUUUAUCUGACAGUGGUCAAACUGACUAUAUUAUACGGAGCAAGGUGGACUGUGAAGAAAACUCACAUUCGUCAGUUUCAAGUGGCAGAGAUGAGAAUGUUGUGGUGGAUGUGUGGUCAUAUGAGGAUGGAUAAGGUCCGGAACGAGCAAUUUCCCCAAAAUCUCUCUGUCCGCUCCUCUGUGCUUCCUCCUUUGGUAAGUCAGACCCACGAACGUAUCGAGGAAGGGGAAGAAGAGGGGGAGGGAGAAGGAGAAGGGGAGGGGGAAGGUGAACUUCAUCUGGAGUCAGAGAGGGAAAGUGAUGGCGAUAUGCAGGAUGGGGAUGAUCAUGGAGAAAGUCAGUCUGAAAGCAAUCAGAGUGUUCAUCAAAGAGAAGACAGUCAUGGGCAAGACAGCAUGUCUGAUGAAAACAAGGAAUAUGGUCAAAGUGCAUCAGACAGGUCAGAGAAAGAUUCUGCUGAUAUUGAUGAAGAAGUUAACCAAGCUAGAAGUGAAAGUAGAUCCCCCUUGGAGGAGAAAGAUGAGGUGCCUGUUUCAAGCUCAGCUCCAGAAAUUCGAGAUGUGUUUGGGGACUCUGAAGAUGAAGAGCCAACCAUUGGCGACUCUGAUGAUGAAGGGCCAACCAAGCUUGGUGCUCGGAAUGAAAUGGGUGAAGAUGAAGAGCCAACUAUUGGGGACUCAGAUGAUGAAGGGCCAACCAGGUUCAGUGUUCAGAAUGAAAUGGGUGAAGAGUCAAAUAGAUCCCCUUUUGAAGAGGAAGGGAUUGAUGAAAAGGAAUUGGGACCAGAGGAUAUGGUGCCUGAUGAAUAUGGUCAUUAUGAGUCUGAAGGAGAUCGCGUUGAUAAGAAACACAAGGAAAAACCGAUUGGCCCACCAUUAGAGCUUGAGAUCCCACUGCAGCAUCCUCCGGCUCUUCCUGAAAAGAUGCACUUGAUCAAAGUUUCAAAUAUAAUGGGAAUUGAUUCAAAGCCCUUUGAUCCAAAGAAGUAUGUGGAGGAGAAUGUUUUCGUUAAAGACGAAUCUGGAUCCAAUAAGCGUAUUAGCUUGGUGAAUAAUAUUGUUAGGUGGAGAGAAGUGAAGAAUCCCGAUGGGACAAAAUCUAUAGAAAGCAAUGCACGUUUUGUGCAUUGGUCAGAUGGUAGCAUUCAGCUAAUGAUAGGAAAUGAGGUUCUUGACACAACUAUUCAAGAUGCAGAGCAUGAUCAAACACACCUCUUUCUUAGGCACGGAAAGGGGAUACUACAAUCCCAGGGGAGAGUUUUAAGCAAGAUGAAGUUUAUGCCUUCAUCUUUGUCAUCUAAUUCUCAUAGAUUGCUGACUGCUUUGGUUGAUUCACGACACAAGAAGGUUUAUAAGGUUAAGAACUGUGUCACUGACAUUGAUCCUGAAAGAGAGAAAGAGCAAAAGGAAAGGGCUGAAAGUCAAAUGAUCAGAGCAAGUGUGAGCCUCAACAGGAAGAAGGAAAAGGUUAGCCGUAAAUACACGCCUAGUGUUCGUAGGGAGCGUCAACUUUCACCAGGUUUCCUGGAGGAUGGCCCUGAGGAGGAAGAGGAGGCAGAUUAUUACGAGCAUCGGAAGCCUGCAGCUCGGCAUCGCUUUGAUGAAGACCUUGAAAGGGAGGCUCAAGCUGAGAGGCGAAUAAUGAAUGCCAAAAAGAGAGAGAUUCCAAGGAAGGUAUCAAUGCCAGCUGCAAAACCUUCUAAACGCCCAAUAGAUUUCUCUGAAAGCGAGGAGUCUGAGUAUGAAACUGAGGGUGAAGAAGAGAAGGCCAAUGAGUAUGAAGAGGAAGAGCAUGAACAAGAGGAAGAGGCAUAUGAAGAAUCAGAAGAGGAAGCUGAGGCCGACUGGGAGAUUGAUGGGGAUGAUGUUCACCAUAUUGGAGCUGCUUGUGCAAAGUGGAGGCUAGCCUCAGGCGUCCUUUACGACAAGAAGAUAACAUCUAACUUGAAAGGGAAGUUUUAUCGGACAGUGGUCAAACUGACUAUAUUAUACGGAGCAGGGUGGACUGUGAAUAAAACUUACAUUCGUCAGCUUCAAGUGGCAGAGAUGAGAAUGUUGUGGUGGAUGUGUGGUCAUAUGAGGAUGGAUAAGGUCCGGAAUGAGGUUAUUCGGGGUAGGGUAGAAAUGGUACCCAUGGAAGAUAAGCUGUCAGAAGCUAGGCCAAGACUGCAAAAUAAUUGGUUUCCAACUUUCCAUGCACAGCAAUUUCCCCAAAACCUCCCUGUCCGCUCCUCUGUGCUUCAUCCUUCUGUAAGUCAGACCCACGAACAUAUCGAUGAAGGGGAAGAAGAGGGGGAGGGAGAAGGAGAAGGAGAGGGGGAAGGUGAACUUCAUCCGGAGUCAGAGAGGGAAAGUGAUGGCGAUAUGCAGGAUGGGGAUGAUCAUGGAGAAAGUCAGUCUGAAAGCAAUCAGAGUGUUCAUCAAAGAGAAGACAGCCAUGGGCAAGACAGCAUGGCUGAUGGAAACAAGGGUUAUGGUCAAAGUGCAUCAGACAGGUCAGAGAAAGAUUCUGCUGAUAUUGAUGAAGAAGUUAACCAAGCUAGAAGUGAAAGUAGAUCCCCCUUGGAGGAGAAAGAUGAGGUGCCUGUUUCAAGCUCAGCUCCAGAAAUUCGAGAUGUGUUUGGGGACUCUGAAGAUGAAGAGCCAACCAUUGGCGACUCUGAUGAUGAAGGGCCAACCAAGUUUGGUGCUCGGAAUGAAAUGGGUGAAGAUGAAGAGCCAACCAUUGGGGACUCAGAUGAUGAAGGGCCAACCAGGUUCAGUGUUCAGAAUGAAAUGGGUGAAGAGUCAAAUCAGAGAUCCCCUUUUGAAGAGGAAGGGAUUGAUGAAAAGGAAUUGGGACCAGAGGAUAUUGUGCCUGAUGAAUAUGGUCAUUAUGAGUCUGAAGGAGAUCGCGUUGAUAAGAAACAUAAGGAAAAACCGAUUGGUCCACCAUUAGAGCUUGAGAUCCCACUGCAGCAUCCUCCGGCUCUUCCUGAAAAGAUGCACUUGAUCAAAGUUUCAAAUAUAAUGGGAAUUGAUUCAAAGCCUUUUGAUCCAAAGAAGUAUGUGGAGGAGAAUGUUUUCGUUAAAGAUGAAUCUGGAUCCAAUAAGCGUUUUAGCUUGGUGAAUAAUAUUGUUAGAUGGAGAGAAGUGAAGAAUCCCGAUGGGACAAAAUCUAUAGAAAGCAAUGCACGUUUUGUGCAUUGGUCAGAUGGUAGCAUUCAGCUAAUGAUUGGAAAUGAAGUUCUUGACACAACUAUUCAAGAUGCAGAGCAUGAUCAAGCACACCUCUUUCUUAGGCACGGAAAGGGGAUACUACAAUCCCAGGGCAGAGUUUUAAGCAAGAUGAAGUUUAUGCCUUCAUCUUUGUCAUCUAAUUCUCAUAGAUUGCUGACUGCUUUGGUUGAUUCACGACACAAGAAGGUUUAUAAGGUUAAGAACUGUGUCACUGACAUUGAUCCUGAAAGAGAGAAAGAGCAAAAGGAAAGGGCUGAAAGUCAAAUGAUCAGAGCAAGUGUGAGCCUUAACAGGAAGAAGGAAAAGGUUAGCCGUAAAUACACGCCUAGUGUUCGUAGGGAGCGUCAACUUUCACCAGGUUUCCUGGAGGAUGGCCCUGAGGAGGAAGAGGAGGCAGAUUAUUACGAGCAUCGGAAGCCUGCAGCUCGGCAUCGCUUUGAUGAAGACCUUGAAAGGGAGGCUCAAGCUGAGAGGCGAAUAAUGAAUGCCAAAAAGAGAGAGAUUCCAAGGAAGGUAUCAAUGCCAGCUGCAAAACCUUCUAAACGCCCAAUAGAUUUCUCUGAAAGCGAGGAGUCUGAGUAUGAAACUGAGGGUGAAGAAGAGAAGGCCAAUGAGUAUGAAGAGGAAGAACAUGAACAAGAGGAAGAGGCAUAUGAAGAAUCAGAAGAGGAAGCUGAGGAGACAAAACAAAAGGUUAGGGAGUCUGGACCAAGCCGUAAACGAAAGGAAAUAGAGUCCGAGGAGGAAUCUCCUCCAAGGCAGACAACUCAUCGACGAAGAACAAUUGUUUACGAUAGUGACGAGGAGGAAUAAGACAUUCUUCACCAUUACUUAGAGGCCUAUUACUCUCCUAAAGAUGGUUCACUGUUUCUCUUGAAUGACUUGACAUACCAAAGAUGCCAUCAACCCCAAACAUGCAUUGUUGACAGAUUUAGAAAGCACAUUGACUAUUGAAAAGAAAUGAUCUUUGUGUAACUGUGUUUCUUCCUCUAAAUAGCUACUAAUAUAGUCAUGUUUUUCGAGCUAGAGAUGUCUUUCUUGUAGUUUUUAAAUGCAUGGAGUACUUCAUUCAUGAUUCAUCCCAAACAAUGGAGCACACCCUUUUCACUUGAGGAAUGUAAUACUAUUGAAACCAUGGAAAAUUAUCAAAUGCAGUUAUAUUCGUAA